Messenger RNA from Brassica napus (rape), 3490 nucleotides. RefSeq names its product kinesin-like protein KIN-7G. The record is from RefSeq and is a predicted model, not a curated record. Gene Ontology annotation, molecular function: ATP binding; microtubule binding; microtubule motor activity. The transcript is spliced from 15 exons. Gene Ontology annotation, biological process: microtubule-based movement. Lineage: Eukaryota; Viridiplantae; Streptophyta; Magnoliopsida; Brassicales; Brassicaceae. Bases 350 to 3316 code for a protein of 988 amino acids.
AAUGCUCGUUCUUUCUUUAGGGGGGCGCUAAUUAUAAUUAGCGAAUUCCUAAAUCCGCAGCCAAUUUAACAGCUACGCAAAUCCGAUUCUCUUUCUCUUUUUCAAUUACCUGAUUUAUCGCUCUAACGAGCGUAAUAGGUCUACGGAAGAAUCUCUGCUGUUUGAUCCCCUCCUCCGUCGGUACACCGUACUGCCCCGAAUCAGUUAUUGUCACGCUGAGGUAUAAAGUUCACUGCACAUGGAGUUACUCAACAUUCUUGGCUCCAUAUCCAACAACAUUCUGCAGAAACUUCUGUGAAAAUCCUUGCAAACUUAUUAUUAUCAAUUUGGGGGUAAGAUGAGGUGAGGGAUGAAGAUGGCUACAGGAGAGGAUCAGAUGCAAGGAUCUAGCGGGAGAGAAGAGAAGAUUUUUGUUUCUGUUCGUCUGAGGCCAUUAAGUGUCAGAGAAAGGGUUAGGAACGAUGUGGCGGAUUGGGAGUGUAUUAAUGAUGAAACGGUCAUAUACAGGAGCCAUCUUUCCAUUUCCGAGCGUUCCAUGUACCCCACUGCCUACACAUUUGACAGAGUCUUUGGCCCUGAGUGUUGUACCAAGGACGUAUAUGAUCAAGGGGCGAAGGAAGUGGCUCUCUCUGUUGUUAGCGGGGUUCAUGCUAGUGUCUUUGCAUAUGGACAAACAAGCAGUGGAAAGACAUACACCAUGAGUGGAAUUACUGAUUACGCCUUGGCCGAUAUUUAUGACUACAUUGACAAGCACAAGGAAAGAGAAUUCGUUCUCAAAUUCUCAGCCAUGGAGAUCUAUAAUGAGUCUGUAAGAGACCUCUUGAGCACAGACACUAGUCCCCUCAGAAUUCUAGAUGAUCCUGAGAAAGGGACAAUUGUUGAGAAACUAACUGAAGAAACUCUGCGGGACUGGAAACAUUUUAAGGAACUUUUAUCAAUCUGUAUAGCUCAACGACAAAUUGGAGAGACAGCUUUAAAUGAAGUUAGUUCCCGCUCCCAUCAGAUUCUGAGAUUGACGGUUGAAAGCACAGCACGUGAAUAUUUGGCGAAUGAAAAAUUUAGUACACUCACAGCUACAGUGAAUUUUGUUGAUCUUGCGGGAAGCGAGCGUGCGUCUCAGUCAUUAUCAGCUGGCACAAGGUUGAAAGAAGGUGGUCAUAUAAACCGAAGUUUACUAACACUAGGAACUGUCAUUCGAAAGCUAAGUAAAGAAAAAACUGGGCACAUUCCAUUCAGAGACUCAAAGUUGACACGCAUACUUCAGACGUCGUUGGGAGGAAACGCCAGAACUGCUAUAAUCUGCACCCUGAGUCCUGCAGGAAUACACGUUGAGCAAUCAAGAAACACAUUGUUAUUCGCAAGCUGCGCAAAGGAGGUGGCGACAAAUGCACAAGUCAAUGUCGUCAUGUCUGAUAAAGUCCUGGUUAAACAUUUACAAAGGGAGUUGGCUAAACUGGAGAGUGAGUUGAAAAGCCCUCGUGAAGCUCUUGUUGUGUCUGAUACAACUGCAUUGCUGAUGGAGAAGGACCUUCAGAUUGAAAAGCUAAACAAAGAGGUGUUCCAGCUAGCACAACUGUUAGAGCGGGCUUAUUCUCGGAUUGAGGAUCUCCAACAAGUUACUGGAGAAACACCAAGAAAAGAGAUAUUAUCAACAGACUCAGACCAUCCAAAUGUGGUUCUUGGACAUCAAUACCCCAAGCUGCGGGUGCGCAGUUCUUGGGAAUCUCUAAAUAUAACACCAGAAAGCCCUGCUCAUCAGUCUAGUAUGAUUUCCCCACAAUCAACCGAGCACGGUUCUCACGAGAAUGUCUUCCAGCUUUCAGACUUUAGGAUAGAAUCUGGUGCUGGUGCAACUAGCCCGGGGAAACGCCUCUCGUUUGUAACUCCUGUGAAAUUCACUAAAGUUCGACUUAAUAUUCGUGAGGCAGAAAGUAAAAACGAACCGCAAAUUCAGAAGGAAAAAUCUGUAGAUCAGUCUUGUGUUCAUGAGGAGAGACUUCAUGAAGUGGAUGAACCAAGUGAGGUGGAUUCCGAUGAUACUUGCACGGAACUUCGAUGCAUAGAAACAGAGUCUCCCGGUAUCAGCAUGUAUCCAGAGCCAUGUAUCCUUCCAGUAUGUAUACCAGAUUCAAAGAACUUAAUACCACCAACGGAAAUUGAAGAAGAAGAAGAAGUAAAGGAAGUCAGUGCUGUCUUUGUCCAACCAAAAGAAAAAAGUGAACCCGCUAAAGUCUCUCCACUUUCUGUUCUCUCACAUCCACACUCUGUCACUAUGUCUCCUGAAAAGCCUUAUGAUUGGCAUCUUGAGAAUGAUUCACAAACGGUAAGAAACAUGGAGCAUAGUGGAAGCCAAAGCUGCGGAACAAGCUUUGUAUCAAGUUCUUCCUCUGCUUUGUAUGAGUACGAGAGAGAUGCUAACACACCAACAAGGUGGUAUCAGAAAGAAAGAGCUGAGAGCAACCUGAAACCGUCCAACAUCAAGAGGCCGCCAUUACCAAAGCAUCUUAGCCAAAUGAGCAUGCCAGCAACUUGGUUUGAGAAAAAGAGAAAGCCAUCACUGAAUGCCUCACAGGUUUCUUCCUCUAGCUGUAGAGGUUCCAUCAGCCAGGAUGAAGGUGAAGAGACUGGUCGUCAAAGAGACAAGCGAAUCAUUCAUUUAUCGAUGGAUGACAUAGAACAGAAGUUCUUGGCGCUGAGAUCACCAAAGAGUUUCAAGGACGCUGCAGUGGACCCCAUACAAGACUAUUUAACUUCGCCACUGAACUGGUCGUUGGAGUUCAACAGACUCGAGAUUGAGAUAAUAGAGCUGUGGCAUGAUUGCAACGUUUCCAUGGCACACAGAAGUUACUUCUUCCUUCUCUUCAGAGGAGAUCAGAAAGAUUGCUUGUACAUGGAAGUAGAACUCCGUAGGCUCAAGUACAUCAGAGAAACCUUUACCAACAAUACCAAAACUAUCGAAAACGGACGCACUCUUACAUCAAUGUCCAGCUUGAGGGCGUUGAACAGGGAGAGGUACAAGCUGAGUCAGCUGAUGCAGAAGAAACUGAGCAAAGAAGAGAGAGAGAACCUGUUCUUGAGAUGGGGAAUUGGGCUGAACACAAAGCACAGGAGGCUUCAGCUGGCGCAUCGUCUAUGGUCAGAGAACAAAGACAUGGAGCAUGUCCGAGAGAGCGCCUCGGUUGUGGGGAAGCUGAUGGGGUUCGUAGACAUGGAUUUGGCGUCAAAGGAGAUGUAUGGCCUCAACUUCUCUAUUAAACCCCGUCCCAAAAAAUCAAGCCUGUGGAAACGGAGCGUUUUGUCGCUCUCUACAUUGUAAUUAAAGAGAAAAAAGGGGUCAGAUAUCAGAAAUCCAAUUGAUUCAGUUGAAAGUGGUGUAGCUUCUAAGUGAGAGGUACACUCGCAAAUGUAAAUUUUGAUUUGGGUCUGAGACUGAGAGUCAGCGAUCUGAAAUGUAACUUCAAAAUGCCAAUUCGCUAAAAAUGUGUUGACA